Cloeon dipterum is the source of this 1770-nucleotide messenger RNA. RefSeq lists its product as uncharacterized. Bases 1 to 1203 code for a protein of 400 amino acids. NCBI's taxonomy places the organism in Eukaryota, Metazoa, Arthropoda, Insecta, Ephemeroptera, Baetidae. The record is from RefSeq and is a predicted model, not a curated record. The transcript has 5 exons.
AUGCAAAGGAACAACGACAAGGAGGAAGCGAGGACGUGUUCAAGUUGUGCAGUGGCAAGCGUGGACAUUGAGAACAUCACUUUUUCGCGCCUGAUCAGGUUCUCUGCUGCCAAGAAGGGUGGAAAAUUCCCAAUCCGCAUCAUCCUCUCCGUGAAAACAGACAACUGCGAGACUAUUCAGGAGGCCAAAGGAAUGGAAACUGACCCUGGUGGUCGGUUGUGGGUGGUUGAUCAAGGUAGCAGCAAAUGUCCGAGUAAAAUUUGGAUAUUCAACCUGCUCAACAACGACAAUACCGAGCACGUUCACCAGUUCCCGGACACAGUCGUCUCACAUUCAUAUGAAAAAAGGGCCCUGCGUGAUAUCGUGCUGGACAAAACGCCAGACGAUUACUUUGCGUAUAUCACGGACUUGAGAUCUGACCACAUCAUCGUUUACACCCGGAAAUUGGACAAAUCCUGGUCAGUUAAAACACCAGGGAGUAAAUGGAUUUCCUUGGCCCUCUCUCCUAACAAGGAAGCGAGGCAGAUGUACCUUGGAAGAACUGAUUCCAAUGAACUGUAUUCAGUGUCUAUUUCUGAGCUGAAGACUGAAGGCGUUGGAAGCGUUGCUGUCAAAUUCAUCAGCAAAUGGAAAGAAGAACUCUACAGAAUGGUGAUCGACAACGCCAAUGUCGUGUAUGCUGCCAUGCUCAAGCAGAAUUGCCUCUCUAAAUGGAAUAUUUCGGAGCCCUUUCGUGAGCAUCGAUUCUACGACGAGAUCGGAAGUCUGGGUGCUUUUUGGCCAUUUACUUUUGCCUUGGACACGAAUGGCAAUUUGUGGAUGACGCAGAGAAGUGAGACUCAGGGUUGGGGUGAGCGUAGGUAUUAUAAACUACUCAAGGCUGCAGUCGGCGCCAGAUCGUAUUUACACAGCACGUCCACGGCCUCGACUACGCCUCAAAUUAACGUGAAUGAAGAGACUAAGGAAGUCGUGAAAAGCACGACGACGCCGAAAAGCAUUGGAACUCCCCGACCGGCUCUGAAUUCAAACGAAACCUGCGGAGGCUGUGCUGGUCUUGCAGAAGAUAACCGCAAUAGUCCGUCUUUGAACACAAUUCUGAUUAGUUUGCUCGUGUGUUGCUUGGUCUUGAGUGGCACUGUCAUUUUGUGGCUGACCCUGAGGAUGAGGCGAAUGAAAAACUCAGCAGAAUUCGCUGCACAAUAAUCGUGCAGAAAUGUCCGUUUUCCCGGAAGACCCGCUGUACGACGACGUCGGGCCCGAAAAUUUAAGCGAAGAAUCCACACCUGAGAACCCUGACGAAUCGCUGUACGCUGAAGUUGACCCUGAUUACGCCAGUGCCAGGAACCCUUCUCCUGAGCCUUACGAGGAACCUAUUCGUCUGGGAAACACCAACGCCGGGAAAAAACCAUCGGAAGAGAACAAUAUUUACGACGACGUCGGACCAGACCCUUCUUCACGACAAUCACACAACAAAAAUUUAGGACGUAAGCCAACUGAGCCGGUGCAGUAUCUUGAAGUGUUACCUUAGCAGUGGCGAAAUUCGGCUUAAUGGGUCUAAUUAUCGAUUUAAUCUGCUUUCUCAUUAUUUAGCAUAAAAAUAUUUUCGCAUCCAGUUGUCUGCUGAAUUUCAUAUUUAAAAUUUGUGUUCAAUUUUAAUAAAUAGUUAAUUUAAAAUUAUUGUAGAGCUCAACAUAAUCGCUUUUUUGUUUUUUAAUAGAAUAAUCAUUUGUUUGUAAGAAUAUUUCGUGUUAAAUAAAAAUAAAAAUUACA